Molecule: messenger RNA, 2681 nt
Organism: Lobosporangium transversale
Lineage: Eukaryota; Fungi; Mortierellomycota; Mortierellomycetes; Mortierellales; Mortierellaceae
Exons: 1
Coding region: 284-2668 (794 amino acids)
Source: RefSeq, a predicted model, not a curated record
UUUUUACUCUUCUCCAGUUCUUCUAUCCUUCUGCUCUCCAUUUACCUUUUCUCUCUCAUUUCAGGUUGUCUUUUCUAUUUAUUUUUUUAUUUUCUCUCUUCAUUCAUUCCUAUUCGGAGGAAUCUCAUUCCUGUCCCUCAUUCUCACCCGACCAACUCAAGGCUUCCCUCUCUUCCCUUUCUACCCCUGAAUUCCUUCUCUUUAUUAUAGUUAUUUUGUUUUUUUUUAAUACAGCAUUGACAACGAAUUUCCCGCGUACUAGCCCAAGUGCAUAUCAUUCACAAUGGCACCAAAUGGCCCAAUGGUGCCACUAUUCCUCCAUCUCACCUCUCUACAGUUUAUGACCAAUUCACGAUCCCAAACAUCAUCAACGCCAUCCUCACCUUCGUCUUCAUCAUCAUUAUCAUCAUUAUCAAUGUCAUCACUUUCACGCCCACGACAUGUCUCACGCCGGCGUCUAGGUCACUUAUUCUCUACAUUCUCCACACUUUUUGUCUUCCUUGCCUCACUCCAUUCUCCUUAUCUAUCCAAUCAUUACCUUGUAGAGGCUGUUUCAUGCACAAAUCCUACAUACAAUACCAAGGUCCAGCCAGGGCAAGUCUCUGUCUUGGCCUGGCAGGCAUCUAAUAGCGAUCUCGAUAACUAUGACACUCUUUCGGCUACUCUAUACUGUAUGGAUAACCAAGGCUCCCAGGGUGGUAUGUGGAGGACCGCCGCGACGUUGUUUCAAAACCGAGGGCUUGUCGCCGCAAAUGGGGAGUAUCAGUUCUCUGUCCCAGAUUGCGGCCCCUAUGCUAGGGACGUCGCCAUCCGUUUAGUCGCCGUCAACAAAGGAUCCACAAGCCGUGAUGAUACCGCAUGUUACUUCACCAUGAAUCCAGUUGCAGUUGAGCCUCCUCCACAACCACAACCAACCACAACAAAGCCUAAUGUCGUCACGUCCAAUCCGCCGACUCAACCUCCGCCCGCGACAAAACCUCCAGUAGCCACACCACCAUCCAUUUCUAACCAUCCUUCUCCUACAUCAACCAUACAUUUGACAUCUACUUCUGGCGCCUCAUCAACACCCACUACUACAUCUUCCCCAUUUCCUUUUACUCCACUGCCCCCACUCCCUCCACUGCCGAGUGGCGCUGGUAAAGACGAUGAUGUUACCGGUACAGGUUCAGGAGGCGGCCACGGCGGUAAUGUGAAUGACGUGAACGGUGGCAGCGUUGGUGGUCCCAGUAAUGUCAAGGGCAUGACGGCGACAUUCGUAAGCAUCGCUGCUGCAGCUGCCCUUAUCGCCAUCAUCUCAUUGCUAGUCUUGAGGCGGCGGCGUCAGAGGCGACGGGGGCAUGGUAAUGGCAGGUAUGGAAACGGUCGCAGUAUGAAAGAGAGAUUAAGGAUCCAAGGUCUUCGUAUGAAGGGCUCAGGCAAAGACCAAAGUGAACGUGAUUUCUACCUGAUGCGGGAAGAAGAAGAUGACGAUGAGAACCAUGAGCAUGGUAAAUUCGAAGGUGACGACAGGCAUUCUGCUGUACGCGAUCAAGAUUCUUACAAUAGUGAAGUAGCUGCUGCUGUAGCCAAGUACCGUAAAAGUCAACAACUUGAUAUCUCUGAGGCGGGUUCCUCAGAGAAAUACUCAAGUGAGGUUGGAAGUAAGAGUGAUUCUCGUGAUCGGAAUUCCAGCCUUAUCUACCCAGCAGACGCAUACUUGGGCCGUCCAUCCUGGCGCAAGUCAGCUUCGAACUCGUACAUGUACUCGGAUGAUGACUUUACAAUGUCUUCGAUGCGAUCAAGCCACGAAACUUCUUCGGUCGUACGGCAAUACUGGGUAGCGUCCAUGGCUGCUCGGGCUGAGCGCCUCCUUGAGGGGCAUCCUCCAUCCAGGCAGUAUCAUGAAGAGGGGUCUGUAUCCGGAAACAAUCAGUACCGUAGCCCCUCCUUCUCUUCCCAAUCUCGGAAAGCAGACAUCAUGAGCUUUGAUGCUUCUUCCGGCACUGGGUCAUUACCCUUGACCAAAGAAGGCCCUAUCAAGCGCCACUAUCGAAAUACGAUGAAUUCGAUCAACGGAUAUCUUCGGCGAUCCAUGUCGAUGAGCUUGACCAGUCUCCAGACAGGAGGUUCCUUGACCGAUAAUGAAAGUUGGCAUCGCCAUCCCGGCUUCCGGGCCUCAAUCAAUGCGGAAUAUCUCGAUCAUCUCAAUAUCAAGUCCCUUCGGAGCGAAGAGCGGCAGAUGGCCUACUACAGCCAUUACUACCGCCAAAACCCGACCAUGAGCACUGUGGACGGGGUUGCUUAUGAUGGAGCUUUGGGCCUGGGUGGACGAUCCCAAACCAUGACCACGGCCACGACCCCCAGUUGGCGAACAAGUGCCACACCGUCAUUGACGUCAACGAACGAUCCCUUCCAGACGUUUGAUUCAAACGAGAUUCUCCUGGACAUGAAUCCAUUCUCGGACCAACAUGCGGUUACCAUGGCCUCCUCCUCUUCAAGUACUGAAGAGAGUUUAAACGAAAAGGAUUUCCUUCCACUGCCUCCACCACCACCUCUGCAGUCCAUUAGUAAUAGUGGUAGCGAAGGAGGGGACCGAUCCAACUCUGCGCUCCUACGAUCGUUCCCCUCUCCACCACCUGUGUCCUCUACUCGCUUUUCGACAGGACCUUUUCCACCCCGGACGCCAUGAUUCUCAUUACUUG